Molecule: messenger RNA, 2245 nt
Organism: Drosophila virilis
Lineage: Eukaryota; Metazoa; Arthropoda; Insecta; Diptera; Drosophilidae
Gene: Dd
Product: CTD nuclear envelope phosphatase 1-like protein dullard
Molecular function (GO): phosphoprotein phosphatase activity
Source: RefSeq, a predicted model, not a curated record
ACCAACGAUAACAACACCACGCUCACGGCGACAAUCUCUUUUAUUUUUCACAAUUUAUUUUUUGGACUGGCUUUUGGCCAAAUUGAUUAAAGAAGUGUGUGUCUGUGUGUGAGCACGUCAGAGUGUGCGAUUCAUUAAACAAAAAGCAAGAACCAGAUUACUCAAUAUCAAAGUGCAAUAUAUAUUUUUUUGCCGCGCGACACUAUUUUAUAAAUAUAAAGAUCGAAAGUAAAGGUUUUUUUCUGGCAAUUUGUUGGUUUUCCCAUGGCAGAGUGGCUGGCUAAAUAAAUUAAAUGCAAUAAACGCAUGCCUAAACAUUGAAGCAACGUCCGCAACGGCGACAAUCAAAAUCGACGAAAAAUAACAAAAAUUGUGACAGCAAUCGCAAGAGGCCCAGCAAGUAACAAAUACAACAGUGAAAAUGAGAGAAGUGAUGAAACAUUUAGCGCAAUCAAUGGUGUAAAUAGUAAAAUAAACCACAUCAAAGCCGUGCACACGUAUGCACACAUGUGCAUGUACAUGCGUACAAACAUAAACAAAAGCAGGAUAGAUCAUAUCCUUUUGCAGGCCCCGGCGGAACGCUUGUGUUAAAUAUCGAUUUUGUGCCCUGCGCGCCUCUCGCCUGUUUCGUCUAUAUAUAUAUAUAUAUAUAUAUGAGUGUAUGUGUGUAUGAAAGGUGUCCAAAAAAGCAAUAAUUGUGAUAUCGAUACCGAUAACGAUACCGCAAAGUACAACACGGAAACACAAAUACAAACAAACAAUUUGAGCGCGUUAUCAAAAGCACAAGAGCAACAACAACAAUUUUGUAGCUCGACAGCCGGCGCGUUGUUUUUGGUUGUUUUGCGUGACUGUAGGAAGCUUUUAUUUUAUUUUAUUUUAUUUUUUUUUUGGUUUUUUUUUUUGUUUUUUUUUUAAUUUAUGCUAACUAACGUUAAGCUAACCUACAACAAUAGUGGAGCAGUACGUUGACAACAACGACGACGACGACGACGACGCGACUGCAACUUAACAAAACUCGAUUUGUAAUUGCGGUAAGAAGAGAACUUCUUACCAAUGAUUUCGCUGGUGCAAAUGAAAUUUCAUGCGCUGCUUAUGCUGCUAUCGAAGGUUUGGACAUGCAUUUGUUUCAUGUUCAAUCGACAAGUGCGAGCUUUUAUCCAGUAUCAGCCGGUUAAAUAUGAACAAUUCCCGCUGUCACCGGUAUCCCGCCAUCGCCUCAGCCUGGUGCAGCGAAAAACCUUGGUGCUGGAUCUGGACGAGACGCUGAUACACUCACAUCACAAUGCCAUGCCCAGGAAUACGGUAAAGCCUGGCACGCCGCACGAUUUCACCGUCAAAGUGACUAUCGACAGGCAUCCAGUGAGGUUCUUUGUGCACAAGCGACCGCAUGUUGAUUACUUUUUGGAAGUGGUAUCGCAGUGGUAUGAUCUGGUUGUUUUUACGGCCAGCAUGGAAAUCUAUGGGGCUGCUGUGGCCGACAAACUUGACAAUGGCCGCAAUAUACUGCGGCGUCGCUACUACAGACAACACUGCACGCCCGACUAUGGCUCCUAUACCAAAGAUUUGUCAGCCAUAUGCAGUGAUUUGAAUAGGAUAUUUAUAAUUGACAAUUCACCAGGGGCAUACCGUUGCUUUCCAAACAAUGCAAUACCCAUUAAAAGUUGGUUCUCCGAUCCAAUGGAUACGGCACUGUUAUCCCUGCUACCCAUGCUGGACGCGUUGCGAUUCACAAACGAUGUACGUUCGGUAUUAUCACGAAAUCUACACCUGCAUCGCCUUUGGUAGCGGGUGUGUUGCCACCAAAUGUUGCUAAUGCACUAAGCAAAUGCGUUCGAAAAGUUAGUAAAUAAUAAUUGCAAUUAACGUUUUACAACAAUUGAAUUAAUAACAACAACAAAAACAACAUGAAUGAAUGAAUGGUGGUGCUGUGACACAUAACGAAUUUUUUUUUUCAGUACGAUUAUGCUAAUUAAUAGACGAGACAUGUUUGUAAUAGAGGAAUACUAUAUCUACUUCACUUCACAAUUAUUGCAAAUUUUUUAAUUGAAACAAACCCUUCGGUUUUUUUUUUAUUUUGAUUAUGAUCAUUAUUAUUGAUCAAUUGUUUUCAUGCGUGUGUACGUGUGCUAGAAAACUAGAAAAUUAAACAAAUUUUCGGGUUAUUUGUACUAUACGAAAGAGGCCAGUCUCUAACACACACAGUAUGUUAAAAGGAAAGUUACAACUAAACUAGAAACUAGAAAAA